This is a messenger RNA of Solenopsis invicta (red fire ant), 2337 nucleotides long. Its product is annotated as gustatory receptor 23a. The record is from RefSeq and is a predicted model, not a curated record. The coding region runs from base 1053 to 2240 and encodes 395 amino acids. The transcript has 5 exons. NCBI's taxonomy places the organism in Eukaryota, Metazoa, Arthropoda, Insecta, Hymenoptera, Formicidae. Gene Ontology annotation, biological process: sensory perception of taste. Gene Ontology annotation, cellular component: neuronal cell body; membrane; dendrite.
AGAAAGAUUUCAGUGCGUUCUGCGCAAGGAAUUUGUGGCGAUAUUGGAGCAAAGAUAAAGCUAAUCGUUAAUUUGUCUGUAUCUGCUAUCAACGGGUUCAGAACUUGACGCCUUUUGGAAUUCGUGAUACUGCGACUCUAAAUUUGAGUCGGAAAUCCAUAAACCGUUAAAAAAGAAGUAGAAGCAAAGGUAGAGAGAGAAAAGAGAAUUUGAAAAGGAAAACAGUCUAAAUCGGGUGGUUAUGUUGAAGAGAGAUAAUUUUACCACGCGACUGAUUCCGGGGAUUCGGUCAGCUCGGAGGGGAUGGUCUUGAGGGUCGCCACGAAAUGAGAAGAGAGGAGACAGAGAGAUCGCGACCAGUCUUCUAAGUAGACAUUAAUAUUAAGAUUCUGAUAAUCGUGAUUCGGCUGCAAUUUGGAGGACUGUGGCAGAAAAAAGUGUAGCUUCGAGGAGAUAGGACCGUUCCAGAGUAAAGCCAGCGAAUAUUCACCUCCAAGAUCAGUUAGGACGCAGGCGAGUCGGAUGGCGAAAAAGCGAUCACCAAGUCGGACCGUUUGCAAACGAGAAAUGGAGCAAAAUGUGCUGGCACGCUAAGAGACGGAGCAUAGUUUGAAAGAAACAUCCCAAAAGUGUCGACGCAGCCCACCUCCUGGCGGAUCUCUGAAUCUGUUUCUUCAUCUCUCAGGUCAAUUCACUAUUUAUUAUAUUUAUAAUUGCGCAUAUAAGACUUAUAUCUAUUCGAGAGCUGUUCUAACACGUCAGUUACUACAAAGCAUUAUGGAAAAGUAACGCAAAGAUGGCGAAUUAGAACUUGUUGUAAUGAGAGGAACGAGCGGUUAUUUCCGUUAUUUGAAAUAGUGUUGAAUAUUUACAUAUACAUAUAUGUAUAUAUAAUCAUAUAAUCUAUCUGAGUAAUGUUACUUGACGAUUUCUUGCGGAUGUCCAUCUAUCGAUUUCAUAUCGUUAUCUCUCAGAACUGUUACAAAUUUUAAUGCAGUUAGUUAUUACACUCGUUUGCAACGUAUCGAUUAGCAAGAAAGUAUAAAGCAAAAAUGGAGGAAACAAUACAUGUGCCAGACAAUCCGCCCUCGAUAGAGCACAUCUUACGUCCAAUUUCGUACAUUUCCUGGCUUAUGGGUGUCGGCGUUGCACAUCCGCGAAGGUGUCCCAAGGUUAUAACUAUAAUCAUACGUAUUGUUCACUUGGCCAUGUAUUUUUAUGUCUUGGUAAACUUUAUAGUUAUCGUCAGAAAAAUCAGUUUUAAUGUAUUAACUAUUCAAAUUCUGUUUUCGGGGAGCAUAAGCAGCGUAAUUAGUUAUGUGUCAGGGUGUUACUACAUUUAUUAUGGAAUCAGUCAAUACAACAAGUGGCCGGAGCUGAUGGACAGAAUGAAGAAACUCGAUCAGAAGAUAAGGAAAGAAAUAUCAAUGGAUGACCAGCCCGCAAAAAACUUUCAAGCGAUAGCAAUUCUCGCAGUUUUUGCUUGGUUUCCUUUGUACCCGAUUAUAUGCACAUUGUAUACGCACUUAUAUUCAUCGCCCUUUUCUAUAAAGUGGUGGAAUGUCUACAUAAAAGCCCAGUCGUGGGUCAAUAGUUUUGUUUUCGACGUUGUCAUCUAUGUGCUAUAUUGUAGAUUUCAAACAAUAAAUAAAUUGAUCGGUCAAUUGGAUCAGUUGGAUGCGCAACAGAUAGCGUUCCAGAUUAGACGCAUCAGAGAAUUGCAUAAUGGUAUUUGUGGACACAUCAUCAUGAUAAAUGAUAUUCAUGGUGUUCAUCUUCUACUCUCGUCGAUGGAUUGCUUUGCCAAAGUUGUGACUUUAUUAUACCAACUCUACGUAUGUGCCAUGGUUUAUAAAUGCAUUAUUAUGACUGACAUAUAUUUAUAUUCUAUAUACACGUUGUAUGUCAUACAAUUUGGUCUAAUGUGCUGGAUUUGCACGCUUGCAUGUAAAGAAUUCCAAAAGACCGGGACAUUCUUAUACAAUAUUGACUUAAAUUCCAAAAAUUUGGAAAGAAACUGUAUCACAAAAGAGGUCAAUGAUUUUUCAAUACAGCUGCAACAGCAUCGAGUAGCAUUUACAGCCUGCGAUUUCUUUGAAGUAAACAAUGCUCUGUUCAGUCGUUUCUUCGAGGUUACCAUCACUUAUUUAAUAAUUCUAAUUCAAUUUACACCAAAAGUCGGAGUUCAUCACUUUUAUUUGGGCCGCCAAAUUUUACAUAGAGGUAUCACCCUAUUGUGACCCUAUUGUAUUUCAAACGAUAAACAAAUUGAUCGGCCAGUUGAAUGAGUUAUCCGAUGUGCUACGGAUCACGAUCAAGAUUGGACGCAUCAAAGGA